This is a messenger RNA of Symbiodinium sp. CCMP2592, 2310 nucleotides long. The record is from the annotation of a GenBank genome assembly. Lineage: Eukaryota; Dinophyceae; Suessiales; Symbiodiniaceae.
AUGCACCAUGAGAUCGAGAUCAUGACUCGACGCCUGGAGCUCGAGAAGCGCCGGCUCAAGCGCAUGGACAAAGAGCUGGAGGCAGCACAGAAGACACAUGCAGUCAAGGAGACACAGGCCCGGCAGCGGCAAAACGCCGCGCGGGCCUUCGCGCGGCCGAAGAGCGGCGGCGCGGAUCGAGCGCGGACGCCUACGCGGCCAAAGAGCAGCGGCGGUCGCCAGACAGUCUCAGAUUCUCAAACGCUGCGUUCCUCGCAGCUCCUGCCGUCGAAGGCCGAGCCUUCGCUAGCAGAGAGGAUGAUUCCCAUGCGACAGCUGGUGGCGCAGAUGGACGUCCAAGUGAAGAAGCUGGACGCCGUCAAGCACGACAACGCAGAGCUCCAGGGGGAGGUUCAGCAGAUCCGGAAGCGGAAGAAGCAGCUGGCCCUUAUCUUCGAGAGGCUGAAGUACCAGAUUCGGGGCCGCAGUGCUCAGAUCCGCGACUUCGUUGAGGAGGCGGCGCAGAGCAAGGCAGUUUCGAGUGAAGCGCAGCAACGCGUGGAGGUGAUGAGGAGGCAGCGGGACGAUGAGCGAAGAUCCUUUACCGAGAAAGUCUUGGAGAUACGGAAGGACAUCCGGAUGGUGGAGCUGGACAAGCGGCAGGUGGAGGUGCGCUUGAAACAGGCUGAGGGCCGCGUGCAGCGGAAGAACGAGCUGAUUUUGCCUCCCGAGGAGGAGGAAUUCUCGGAGCCGAGCAUGAUGCGCCGGAUCAUGAAGACGGCUUUCCUGAACUGCAUCCAGCGGCGCCAUAUCAAGCAGCAUCAGAAGAGCAUCGAGAUCUUCGAGCAGGCAUUUCGGACGAUCAAGGAGCGGACCGGGAUCUCCAAUAUCGAGGAAAUCGUGAAGAUCUUCGUUCAUCUCGAGAGUCGGAACUUUUCUCUCCUUACGUACGUGAAUCACAUGAACCGUGAGAUCGAAGCUCUGGAAGGUGUCAAGCGCGGCCGACGGCAAGCAGAGAUGACCUUGAAGCAGCGGGAGGUGACCAGCGAGAAAAACCGGGAGUUGGCGCUGGGAGAUAUGCAGAAGAAGCUGCGGGCGACGCAGAUCACGAUCGAGGAAAGCCGCGAGGUCUGCGACAGCCAGCGUCAGGUCGUGCAGCAUGUGCUCCCCCAGAUCAGCCAGGUGGCGCGGCUCCUGGAGCUCGAGUCAGAGCGCCUUCGCGAAGCCGGGCAUGCGUCGGAGGUCAGCGACUUCCCGACGAGGCCUUCUGACGAGCUUCGUCCUGACACCAUGCUUCUCUGGCUGCAGUGGGUGGAAGACGUCCUCAGCCGCUUCCGCGAUCUCCUUCCGCUGAACGACCCAGCGGUGAAGGAGACCUACUUCCCUGCCACUGCCGGGCCGGCAGUGAAGAAUCUGCAGCCGAAACGGACGCAUCACCAGCCGGUGCCCAACGUGAAGCCCCAGGACCUGCCGCCGGCCCCACUCCUGGGCGAGGACGGAGGCACGCAGAAGAGGGCUGGUGGCCUUCACAAGGACAAGGCCGACGCAGAGGAGGACAGCGAUCAGGAGGACUUCGACCACCGGCCCCUCACGCUCAAGGAGAUCCGGUCGCGUGCCCAAAACUCCCGGGCGACCAAGGGAAGGAUCCGAGAGCCUCAUCGGCCGAGCAACGUGGGCUUCGAGGACCCGACCGGCACCACGUCGCUCUCCCUGAGCUUCAACUCGAGCCGACAGGUCUCGGCGCAGAAGGAGGCAACGGCGGAGCUGAAGACCGGCACCGCCACGCUGCUGCCGGAACUGGCGAGCUCGCGGCGCUCCGUCGGCUUCCAGCUCGGCCUGGAGCCUGCUGCCGUGCCGCUGGACGAGGACGCCGCGCAGGAAGGCGGCACGGGUGGCCGCGGUAAUGAGGCAAGCGAAAGCGACAGCGAGUCCCGCGAUUCAACGCCACUCGCAAAGCAGCCCAUGAACGCCUUGAACCUGCGCGUCCGGCAGCUCAUCCAAGUGGCGGCGAUGUCGCGCACCGAGGAGGUGACCCAGGAUGAGCUGGACGUGACCUUCCUGCGGAAGUACAACAUGUCCCGGCAGGAGCUUGAGGUGAUGGCAGAUCGCAUGGGCAUGCGGCUCUCGCACCUCUGCUUCAUGAAGAGCCAGUUCGACAUCUUCGACCAGGACCAGAGCGGCUAUAUCAAUGCUGCCGAGCUGCGCAGCCUCUUCACAAAGAUCGGGGAGGAGAUUACGGAACACCAGCUCGAGGAGGCGGUGCGCGAACUGGACACCGACCAAAGCGGUGAGGUCGAGUUCUUCGAGUUCGUGGAGUGGUUCUGCAGCUGA